AUGGAUUCUUCCCCAAAUUCUUAUAAUCUCCACCAAGAGAUAGUAAUAGAUGAAGCUAUCAUAGGUUAUAAGGGGAGUAAAGCAGGUAUCCCAACCGUAUUUAUUCAUAGCAAACCAAGAUCCAAGGGAUUUAAAGUUUAUGUACUUGCAGAUGCAGUCUCUAAUUACAUAAUCUGUAUCAGAUUCAUGACAGUAUCUGCCAUUACUGAUAGAAAAGGGGAUAGAAAAACCCAUGAUCUGUGUGUUGAUAUGAUCAGCCAUGUACAAGGGUUCAAUCAUAUUUUAUAUACAGACAGUUUUUACACUAGUCCUGACUUGGCAAUGACUCUGCUAAACAAUCAUCACACAUUCCUUAUUGGCAGUACUCGGCCAACCAGGAAGGGAAUGCCAACUUGUCUAAAGGCAAGUGAUAAGAAUCCUGACAGUAAAAGGAUAAAACGGCUUGAGAGGGGUCAAUUUGUCUCAAGACAGAAAGGAGACUUGGUUGUAGUCGUAUGGAAAGACUCAAAAUUAUUCACUGCUCUGACAACAUGCAAGGAAGGUUUCAGGACCAGGGGAGAGAGACUUGUAAGAUAUGUAAAAAACAAAGAAUCGCAUAAAAGAGUGACCUACACAGUGCCAGCACCUGAGGUUAUAGAAAAUUAUAACCAGUUUAUGGGUGGUGUAGACAGAGCAAACCAGUUGAGGGCAUAUUACACCUCACAACGCCAAACCCACAAGUGGUGGUAA
Messenger RNA from Saccoglossus kowalevskii, 729 nucleotides. RefSeq lists its product as uncharacterized. NCBI's taxonomy places the organism in Eukaryota, Metazoa, Hemichordata, Enteropneusta, Harrimaniidae. The record is from RefSeq and is a predicted model, not a curated record.